Molecule: messenger RNA, 669 nt
Organism: Aspergillus oryzae RIB40
Lineage: Eukaryota; Fungi; Ascomycota; Eurotiomycetes; Eurotiales; Aspergillaceae
Exons: 3
Coding region: 1-669 (222 amino acids)
Source: RefSeq, a predicted model, not a curated record
AUGGGCGCAUUAUGUCGCCCACUGAACGCAUUCUGGGAUCGCACCGUCAAGGGUGAAUGCUUCAACUCCACAGCCCUGACAUACUUCGUCAACUCCUCCAACAUGGUCACUGACCUCGUGCUUUUCGCUCUUCCUAUCCCGGUCAUCGUAAGAGUCCGCACAACGCGAAAGAAGAAGAUCGCUCUAAUCACAAUCUUUUCCAUUGGAUUCAUAACCUGCGGCAUAAGCGCCGCCCGCCUAGCUUACGUCGUCGCCCAAGGCUCUGCAGACAUUACCUGGGAAGGUGUACCUCUAGGAAUCCUCUCCGCCUUCGAAUCCCUCGGCGGCGUCCUCUGCGCCAACCUCCCGAUAAUCUACCGAUUAUUCAAAACCGCUGCACAGAAAAUCAGCAGCAGCGUCUCGGGCCAGAAAAGCAAGGGCUCGAAUCUUCAAUACGCGUACGAUUCCAGGGCGUACGGGUCUAAAUCUCACGGCCGCCAAAACCGACGCAGCACUGAUAGUGAAAGAUGGAUUCAGAUGCCGAAUGAGAGUGACUCUACCGAGAUGCAGACGCAUGUACAAGGUAUGAGUCCUGAGAUGAAGGCUGACGGGUUUGAGAUGGGACCUAUUCCUAGAGAUGGGAUUGCGGUACAGAGAGAGUUUCAUACGACGGUUGAGGAGAGGGUUUGA